GUUACAAAGGUAAUAGUCACCCCACAAAUUGGCAUUAGGUGUUUAGAGCCUGGGCCAUAAUGUUAUAUUAUUUGCUGUUUCUGGUCCCAGUGGCUAGCGCCUUGCUCUUCCCGGGUGAGAAAUGUGGAGGGUAUAUCUGUUUAAACUCAACAUUACACGAAGUUAAUUGUAAAGAUGGCGUCUGUAACUGUAAUGAAGGUUACUAUGGAAACGGCAGGUUUCAGUGUGUCAAAAAGAGUACGGCCUGUGUCUGCUAUCUCUAUGGUGAUCCACACGUGACAGCUUUCUCUGAGGCUGUAAUAAAAAUUCCGUUACCAUGUCGUCAUAUCCUGUCGGAGUUUAUUACGCCCACUGGUGUGUCCGUCAAGGUUGCAGCCUUGGGUGUAGAAAGUAGUGAGGGUAUACCCGGGCUAAUCUAUGAAGAACAGAUCUACUUUGACGCAUCCAAAGGUACCACGACCGCUCAUGCAAAUAUCAGACGAUCUGGAUUCUAUAACAAAGGUUUGCAUAUACCACUUCCGGUUCGUGAGAAUUUCCCAGAUAUAGGGUUAACGGUGUACGGAGAAAACGAGUCACACUAUUGGAGACUCGAACUACCCCGGCAUAAAGUUAUUGUUAGGUAUAGGAGUGCCGAUUCCUCCCUGACCAUCCAGACACCACGUGGUUCGACAUUCUCCGGAGAUCGACCCUGUGGUAAUUGUGACGACCCACCAGAUGCCUUUGUUAGGGCGUCUAUUGCUCAAAGAUUGUCUCUGAAUGAACUUUCUUUCUAUAAAACUGUACUGAGUUUGGAUUUUGAUAAAGAACAAAAUCCAACGUGUAAAGCCUUGAGUUCCGCAGCAACAUCGUGCCCUGAGACCAAACUACAAAACGCUCUACAGUUCUGUGGUGCUCCGUAUGCCGACAAGGAGAUUGGGAAAUGUUUCGUACUGGCCUAUGGUAAAGAAGAAGUCCUGGCCAAAACAGCAGAAUGCGUGAACACAUUUUGUCAGUCGACUAUCACAGACCUUUGUACGGAAGUAACCGGUGUCCUGGCGGCAUGCUCGUAUCGUUCAGAGAAGGAAAAUAUCAUUGAUAAAAUGUGUCAACCAGGACAAUAAGAAGCAUAUCUAUUUUUAUCUAAAAAUUCGUCUACUUAUUUGCUCAUCCUCUUAAAAUUUGAUUUGGAUUCCAGUAUGAAUAUUCAGAAUGAUAAGCUGACGUCCUGUUCGUCUAUGAUCAAAUAUAUAUACAAAUAACAUAACCAAUUAAAUUCGUCAGUCGGUGCAGUUCGUUUUUAUCUCAUUGCGAACGAACCUGGCGUCACUUUAUAAUUUCUAGAAAUGAUAAGAUUAGCUGAAUAUUCUUAUCGUAUUUUGGUGUAAAUAGUAUUCUCUUUACAAUCUCUUUAAAGCGAUAGUCAUGAUUGAUUCAAGGGUAUGUGGUUUGUAAACACAGAUGAAUCUACAGGGGUUAAAUGUCGCCUUCAGCGCAGCGACACUGAUAGCAUCAAUAUUCACCAUUCCAAUUUUCAUUUAGAUGUAUGUGGUUCCUGUAAUUUCACUUCAACUAUGCGUCCUUAUAUUUCAAUAGCCUUUGCGGUAGUGACGUCAUAAAACGCUUACUCAAUAGUGAAAUUGAAGAGCCACAGACGUCGAAUAAAAAUUGGAAUGGUGCAAAUUGAUGAUAUCAGCGGUUUACCAUCCCUUUCAUACUGUAAAACAUCAACUCAUUUCUACUAAUAAUAUUUUAUUUUCUUUUUAUA
Molecule: messenger RNA, 1744 nt
Organism: Lottia gigantea (owl limpet)
Lineage: Eukaryota; Metazoa; Mollusca; Gastropoda; Lottiidae
Exons: 6
Coding region: 60-1100 (346 amino acids)
Source: RefSeq, a predicted model, not a curated record